This is a messenger RNA of Candida dubliniensis CD36, 1416 nucleotides long. RefSeq names its product Emp46p (gene EMP46). Lineage: Eukaryota; Fungi; Ascomycota; Pichiomycetes; Serinales; Debaryomycetaceae. The coding region runs from base 1 to 1416 and encodes 471 amino acids. Gene Ontology annotation, cellular component: endoplasmic reticulum-Golgi intermediate compartment; endoplasmic reticulum membrane; COPII-coated ER to Golgi transport vesicle. The record is from RefSeq and is a predicted model, not a curated record. The transcript has a single exon. Gene Ontology annotation, molecular function: D-mannose binding. Gene Ontology annotation, biological process: endoplasmic reticulum to Golgi vesicle-mediated transport; endoplasmic reticulum organization; Golgi organization.
AUGUUGUACCAUAUAUUGCUCUUGAUUCAUGUGGCUUUGGCAGUUGUUCCAAAUAUUCCCAAAAUCUCAUCUCAAUUGCUGCCCAACCCACAUUAUUCCUUACCAAACUUAUUGUCAAUAGAUUCAAAAGAAGAAGUUAAUAACUUUGAAAUUUCCAAUAACAUUCAAUUGGAUAAUGGUAGACUAUUAUUGGGAGAGCUAGGUUCAAUUUGGGGAAAGUACAAGAUUCCCACUUUCAACAAGCCAUGGACUAUUGAAUUAAUCUUCAGAUCAACAGGAACAAAAGAAGACAGAAAAUAUGAAGAGAACAGUUUAAACGUGUGGUUUCUCAAUGGAGAUAGCGGUAAUUUACCUUUUGAAACUUUUGAUGGAUUUGAGAUCAGUAUAAGUAAUGAAGGUCAGAUUCCAGGAGUAAAGCUUUACAACAAUGAUGGAGUACAAAGCAUCAUCCAUGAUGCUAGCCAUGCAUUGGGAACUUGUAAAUUCCAAUACUUGGACUCAGAUGUACCUUUCACAUUAAGAGUGUCAUAUGACGCUAACUCGUGGUUUAAGAUUCAGAUGGACAAUAAUUUAUGUUUCAAAACGAAUCAAAUUUCUAUUCCAUUUCAAGAAAUCAAAUUGGGAAUCACAUCCAAAAUAAACCAACAAUCAAAUGAGAAAUUUGAGAUUUUAUCCUUGAAAACAUGGGAAACAUUGACUGGAGAUGCCAUUGAUGACCAUGGAUUAAUGAUUGGCGAUGAAAUCAAAAUCGACGUUGAAACUGAAGUAACGAACGAUAAUCUGGUGAAACCAAAUCACAUUCGUGAAUCUUUAAUGGAAAGAGCACAAAGAUUGAGAAAAGAAGCCAUAGAUUCUGAAAGGCAAAACUUGGAGAAUCAACAUAGCCAGGGACUGGAUUCAAACACCAACACUCAGUUAGACUUGAUUCUUUCUAAGUUGAACUAUUUAGAGGUCUCAUUAACUGGACUUAAUGGUGUGGAAGACGAUGCUCAAAUAACUUCAAUAAAUAAAGAAAUUGCGGGAUUGAACAAUGUGUUCACUGAUUUGAAAUCAACAGUUACAGACACAAAACAAUCAGUAUUAGAUUUACAAAAUGUUUUGGUCAAACAGUACUCGCAAAUGUUGGAUUCAAUAGCGCAAUUAAAUCAGAAAGUCAUUGGUGAAGUUCGAGAACAGCAUUACGGAAUGGAGGAAUUAAGUAGAAAGGUUGAUCUAUUAAUGAAUAACCAUAAAGAAAUUGCCUACCAAUACGAGAAGACUCGACAAGACACACAAGGAGAAACAUCUAAACUGGGCGAUAGUGUCGUUGACAAGUUGUUGAAAUGGAUUUUGUUGCCGUUGGUAUUAAUUCUAUUAGUAUUGGUGAUAUUUGUAUACCGUCUAAGACAUGACAUCAAACAUUCAAAACUCUUAUGA